Mus musculus (house mouse) is the source of this 1229-nucleotide messenger RNA. It is a transcript of the gene Lipt2, whose product is annotated as lipoyl(octanoyl) transferase 2 (putative). Lineage: Eukaryota; Metazoa; Chordata; Mammalia; Rodentia; Muridae. The coding region runs from base 6 to 701 and encodes 231 amino acids. Gene Ontology annotation, biological process: protein lipoylation. Gene Ontology annotation, cellular component: mitochondrion. The record is from RefSeq and is marked validated. Gene Ontology annotation, molecular function: lipoyl(octanoyl) transferase activity. The transcript has 2 exons.
GCGCGAUGUCGCUGCCUGUGGUCCGGCUCGUUUGGCUUGGUCGGGUGCACUACUCGGAGCUGCUGGCGUUGCAGGAGCAUUGGCUACGGCGGCUACAGGCAGACCCUCGCCCUGGGACCCUGUCGGGGACCAAAGCGGGUGUGCUCUUGGUCUGCGAGCCAGCGGGGCCCGUAUACACGGGCGGGCUACGCGGUGGCCUGACACCCGAGGAGACUACGCGGCUGAGGGCCUUGGGCGCCGAGGUGCGCGCCACCGGCCGCGGCGGCCUGGCCACUUUCCACGGCCCGGGCCAGUUGCUCUGCCACCCGGUGCUUGACUUGCGGCUCCUAGGCCUGCGCCUGCGCACCCACGUGGCGGCGCUGGAGGCGUGCGCCGUGCGACUGUGCGAACUUCGGGGCCUGCAGGGCGCCCGCGCGCGGCCGCCGCCCUACACUGGCGUCUGGCUGGGGGAGCGCAAGAUCUGCGCGAUCGGAGUCCGCUGUGGAAGACACAUCACGUCCCACGGCUUGGCUCUGAACUGUUCAACCGACCUCACAUGGUUUGAGCACAUUGUGCCUUGUGGACUGGUUGGAACUGGAGUCACUUCCCUGAGUGAGGCGCUUCAAAGACUUGUCACUGUGGAUGAAGUAAUGCCAUCAUUCCUUGUGGCAUUCAAGGAGACUUUCAAGUGCACGUUAAUCUCUGAGGACAGCCCCAGCUGAAGGACAUUCAUUCACCUUAUCCUUGGGAUGAUGGUUCUACAAUAGAAAGCUUCUAGUCUGACUGAGUCCCCAGAACUACUCUGAUUCACUGACCAUGACAGGCCCUGAGCAAUUGCUAGUCUGACUGAGUCCCCAGAACUACUCUGAUUCACUGACCAUGACAGGCCCUGAGCAAUUGCUCCCUGUAUCUCCUCACCUACCUCAGACGACAUUAUGAAAAUACUAUGAAAAGUCACAGGCUACCUAAAGCAUCCCCAUGACCAUUAACACCUGUUAAUGGAGACACUCCAGUGUUAUUAUCAACUGCCAUUUCCUAAUUACUUGCUACUUUUUCAGUGCUAACAGCAAUUGUAUCAGUUGUAUCUAACAGCAGUUUUGACUCUUAGGUUUUUUGAGUUCUGUGGGAACCAAAUCUCUGUGAGGCCCAGGGAAGUGAUAAAGUUACUCUUCUCAGGAGACCUGGGUCUUUCUUCAGUAAAGGAGAAAGCCUCUUCAAAAAAAUAAAAUAAAAUAGUUUUGCCUUUCUGG